This is a messenger RNA of Dichomitus squalens LYAD-421 SS1, 2098 nucleotides long. RefSeq names its product amino acid transporter. Gene Ontology annotation, cellular component: membrane. Bases 377 to 1954 code for a protein of 525 amino acids. The transcript is spliced from 14 exons. Gene Ontology annotation, biological process: transmembrane transport. Gene Ontology annotation, molecular function: transmembrane transporter activity. Lineage: Eukaryota; Fungi; Basidiomycota; Agaricomycetes; Polyporales; Polyporaceae. The record is from RefSeq and is a predicted model, not a curated record.
GGAAGCGCCAAGUUGACGUAGAUGUGCCCCGAGGCUCACCGUAACAUGCGCUUGCUCGAUGGUCUUCACUUGUCUUCCUCUUGUAACAUCUUUGCAAUGUUGUCUCCUACACACCCCGCAACCGGCAAUCGUUGGCUAUGCUCAUGGCAUUCAAACGCGCGGCUCGAUACCGUCUCCUGAUGACGCCAUGCAGUCUGGCAGUUUGUUGAUGGGUCGGAUAAGUACCGUCAAAAACUUUGCAUGCUCUGCUCUCACCCGGCGCCGCGCGGUUCCCUCUUAUCAUACAACGCCAACUGCCGUAACCUACUAGUGGCUCUCGCUGGGCCGUCCGAUAAGGGCUCGAACGCACUUCUGUCUUUCACUGCCAAGUACUGCCAUGUCUUCGACAGAGCUGCACGAGAAGGUCGUGGCGGACGAUAAGUCCGACACUCCCGGGGUCCAGCGGUCUACGGUGGUAGACGUCGUCGAAGCAGUAGAUGACGACUCCUACUUGGAGCUGCUGGGGUACAAGCAGGAGUUCAAGCGCGACUUCACAUUCCUCGGCUUGUUCUCGCUCGUCUCGUCCGAGCUGGCCAUAUUGCCUGGCGUCGCGGGGACCAUCUGGUACACGAUGGGUUACAUGGGUCUCAUCGGAAUGACGUGGGGCUGGCUUGUAGGAGCCGUUAUGGGCCAGUUCCUUGCCUACUCUUUGGCAGAGUUGUCAAGCGCAUACCCGACUUCUGGAGGAUUGUACUACUGGGCGUACAUGACCACGCCUCCCAAGUACAAGCUGCUAUCCUGCUACGUCGUUGCCUGGUCUAUGAUCAUCUCGACCCCGCUAGCCUGCGUUUCCAUCACAUACUCUGCUGCUCAGCUGCUAGUUGCCUGUGCGCAACUGGGUGUGCCCGACUACGUGGCUGAGGCGUGGCACGUCUAUCUCGUGUACUUUGGCAUGAUGUUUAUCUCCUACCUUGUCAUCUGCCUACCUACGAAAUACGUGUCCUGGUUCAACAUCUGGUCAAACGCGCUUGGAAUCAUCAUCCUCAUCGUCUUGACCAUCUUGUUACCUGUGAAGGCUGAGACCCUGAACUCAGGGAAGGCGAUAUUCACGCAGGCAUACAACCAACUUGACUGGCCUGCGGGAUGGUCUUUUUGUAUGACGUUCUUGUCCGCUACCUGGACAUUGAGUGGUUACGAUGUCGCAGCUCACGUCGCUGAGGAGACUCACAACGCCGCGGUCACUGUCCCUCGCUCCAUGGUGUGGGCGACUUGGUCGGGCGUCUUCCUUGGCUUCAUCUACCUGAUCUCGCUCGCACUUUGUGCGGUAGACAUAGACACCCUGAUGGCAGACGAGCUCGGCCAGCCGCUCGGGGUGCUCUUCGCGCAGGUCCUCGGCACCAAGGCCGGGAUAGCGUUCAUGGCCAUCAACGCCUUCUGCCAAAUGGCCUGCGGCAUCGCCUUCUUCGUCGCCGCGUCGCGCAUCUUCUUCGCGUACGCGCGCGACCGCGCGCUGCCGUUCUCCGACUGGCUCGCGCGCGUCGACCCGCGCACGCAGACGCCGAACAACGCGUCGCUCGUCGUGUUCGUGCUGUCGGCGGCGUUUGGCGCCAUCUCGAUUGGGUCCGACACCGCGUUCGAGGCGUUCUUCUCGGGCUCGACGCUCGCGGGGCAGAUCGGGUACAUCUUGCCGGUGUUGGGGCGGUGCUUGUAUGAGGACAAUCCGGACUAUCGCAACGGGCCGUACAACCUGGGCAGGUACUCGAAGAUCAUUAGAUGGACUGCGGUCGCGUGGAACUUCUUCAUUUGUCCGCUGGUUAGCUUCCCGGAAGGACCGAACCCUUCUGCGGUCGACAUGAACUGGGCUGUGGUCAUUUACGUGCCCUUCCAAAUUAUCGCCAUGGCGUACUGGUGGUUCGUGGGGUAUAAAACAUUCAAGGGGCCACGGCCGAACUUUGCCGAACUGAAAGCGCAAUGACCCUGGCUAUACCCGCUCCCCUUCAAAAGCGCGCGGUGGGCGGCUUGUGUUGAGCAUUCCGUCACGUCCCAUCGUUGCUUCCGAUCAUCAUGUGUAGGACAUCCCCGUCGAUGUUCCGACGGACGUGUUCUGUAUGAUGCGUCA